This is a messenger RNA of Spodoptera littoralis (African cotton leafworm), 532 nucleotides long. NCBI's taxonomy places the organism in Eukaryota, Metazoa, Arthropoda, Insecta, Lepidoptera, Noctuidae. The record is from the annotation of a GenBank genome assembly.
GAUUUUCCCCCUUUGAUUAAAAAAAAGGUAGGUAACUGAUUACUAAAAAUUAAAAUGAAUGACGAUUUGAUUUAUUGCAGUACGAUUGACUGCAAAACGUAUGCAAUUAAAGCGGCAAAGCGAUGAUAUUACUAAAAGCUUGGAACGGGCACGGGAGGACCAAAGUGAACUUGCAAAAUCCGUGAAACAAGAAGCGCAGAAAACAGAACUUAUCAUACGUCAGUAUGAAGACUUAUUGGAAGAAAUAUCAAAUAGGUUCAGAAACACUCGAGGAUAUUACAUUGAAGAAGAAAUUAAUAAGGAAACGGAAAACGUUAAUUCAACAAUAAUACAAUUAACGGAUGAAUUAGAAAAGAGACAAUGUAUGGUAAACGAAUUGAAAUCACAGCUGAGUAUGAUUCAACCAGUUGUACCAGAAGACAUCCUUACAAUAUUUGGAAAACAAGAAUUAGAUAACAAAGUAAAGGAACUUUCUGAAAAGUUAGAAGCCUUGAUUGAAAAACGUAAAAUUCUUCUACAAAAACCAGAGUGA